UAAGAAAAUUGACGGUGACUUGCUCUCGCCGGUAAGAAGGAACCGCUGAGGUGAUGAUCUCCGGUGCUCCGGCGUCGGGCAAAGGAACCCAAUGCCAGAUGAUCGUCGAGAAAUAUGGAUUAGUUCACAUUUCAACCGGGGAUCUGUUGAGGGCUGAAGUGUCGUUAGGUACAGAAAUUGGAAAGAAAGCAAAAGAAUACAUGGACAAUGGCCAUCUUGUCCCAGAUGAAAUUGUUACAGAUAUGGUAAUAUCACGACUUUCACGAGAGGAUGUUAAAGAGAAGGGAUGGCUUCUUGAUGGAUAUCCGAGAAGUUUUUCACAAGCAAGCAGCCUUGAGAAGCUUAAAAUACGGCCAGACAUAUAUAUUCUUCUAGAUGUUCCUGAUGAUAUUCUAAUCGACAGAUGUGUUGGACGAAGGUUGGAUCCCGUGACAAGUAAAAUUUACCAUGUCAAGAACUUUCCUCCAGAAACAGAGGAGAUAUCAGCACGACUUUUGACACGUCCAGAUGAUACUGAAGAAAAGGUUAAAUCACGUCUUGAGACUUAUAAGCGAAAUACUGAAGCUAUCUUGUCAACUUACGUGGAUUUGCUCAAUAAGGUUGAUGGAAAUCGCUCCAGGGAAGCUGUUUUCUCAGAAAUAGACUCCCUGUUGCAGCGAGUCCAGGAGGAUGCUGUAAAGUCUAGGAGCUUGGAAAAAUCUAGAGGAGACUUGAUACCUGUUAAUAGUAUUAAUUUAAACGUGGAAGCUUCUGGCAAGGAUAAAUGGCGAGGGAUUCCUACCAGAUUGAAUAACAUUCCUCAUUCUAGGGAAAUAAGAGAAUACUUUUAUGAUGAUGUAUUGGGGGCUACACAGAGAGCUGUAGAAGACAAAAGAGUCCGAUUAAAGGUGGAAAUCAACAUUCCUGAGCUAAAUCCAGAAAUGGAUGUUUAUCGAAUAGGUACCUUGAUGGAACUUGUACGAACACUUGCCCUUUCAUUUGCUGAUGAUGGAAAACGCGUCAAGGUUUGCGUCCAAGGUUCUAUGGGAGAAGGUGCACUUGCUGGAAUGCCUUUGCAACUUGCUGGAAGUCGAAAGAUUUUGGAAUACAUGGAUUGGGGUGAAUAUGGAGCUAAGGGAACCUUUAUAAAAAUUGGAUCCAUAGGUGGCCGAGAGGUUGAUGAAGAAGAUGAUAUAUUUAUACUUGUCGCUCCACAAAAUGCUGUUGGGAACUGUAUAAUAGAUGAUAUGCAAGCUAUGACAGAUGCAGCUGGUGACCGUCCAGUGAUUCUAAUCAAUCCCCGCCUAAAGGAUUUGCCAGGUUCAAGCGGUAUAAUGCAAACGAUGGGAAGAGAGGAGAGAUUGAAGUAUGCAGCAUCGUUUGAGAAUUGUUAUUUCUUUCGGCUUCUUUACUAUGCUGGCACUCAGUAUCCAAUAAUGGGUGCGCUAAGAAUGACUUACCCAUACCGCUGGGAUCUCUACAAGAGAGUAGAUGAGCCCUCUGGAAAGGAGAGAUAUGUCAUAAUAGCCACAUUCCCGGAAAAACCAACAGGGGAUGAAAUCAAUGAUGCAUUUGAAGGAAAACCAAGAAACAAAAAGGGCUCGGCUUCAGGAAUUUGGGGUUUCUUGAGUGGGAUAUUACAAGCAUGAACAAGAUUCUGCGAUUGUUCCGGCAUCACCUGAUCCUGCUGGAAAGUAGCACGGAAUAUGCAACCAUGUGCAUGGUAUUGAUGCAAAUGAAGAUAGGAAAGGAAGCUAAAAGCAGAAUUUUUGUGCCACGCCACAAAAAUAGGAUAUGAUAAGUGAAGCACAGGUGAGAAACAAAAUAUAUCGAUGGGCCUUGAGUCUUUUCAUUCAUGAUAUGCAGCUUAAGUGCUGGAUUUUUUUCCUUAUUUUCUAUACGUUGUAGCCUUCAUCAUAAAUUGGAA
Messenger RNA from Asparagus officinalis (garden asparagus), 1906 nucleotides. RefSeq names its product probable adenylate kinase 5, chloroplastic. Bases 54 to 1628 code for a protein of 524 amino acids. Gene Ontology annotation, cellular component: cytoplasm. Gene Ontology annotation, biological process: nucleoside triphosphate biosynthetic process. The transcript has 19 exons. Gene Ontology annotation, molecular function: nucleoside diphosphate kinase activity; ATP binding; AMP kinase activity. The record is from RefSeq and is a predicted model, not a curated record. Lineage: Eukaryota; Viridiplantae; Streptophyta; Magnoliopsida; Asparagales; Asparagaceae.